AUGCUCUAUCAACACCUGUUCAAUUUCUUGGAAUACAGCUUAGAUCAGUUCUAUACCACCAUUUCGAUCUUUUCAGUCGACAUCAGCACUUUUCUUAAAGACCAUUUUAACUGCCUCAUAAUAGACAAAUAUGUCGUCUACUCCAAGUUUCGACGCACUAUGCGCCUGCGAGGUGCUGGCGUAAAAUCAACGCUAUCUCUGGACUCCAUGGUUUCCAUGGUGAGCCAUGCUGAAAAGCAUUCCAUAUCCCAGUAUCAGGGCCCAAAGGGUCGUCUGUUCGUCUCGGCCAAGGAGAGGGAACGUAUUCUUGGCCAGAUCUCCCUGUUCCCCAACUGCAUGCCGAACGACUUUAUUCUGCCGUCAUGGUACGCACUAUCGCGUUUUAUUGCUGCCUACUUCAAUGUUUUUCACGAGCACUAUCCCUUCCCCCAUCUUCCUACUUUAGACGAAGAACCGGCGGUAUACGAAGCGCUGUCAAUCCGCAGCGUGCUCGAUUCGCUGAUUCGCGAUGAUGAGUUGAAGCAUGCGCAAGAGUCUUCUUCAAGUAACUGGAAGGACUGGGUCAAGUACGAAUCGCUUGAACGCACCAAGUUAAUCGUCUUCUGCUUCUUCAAUAUCCACACCAUCGUAUUUGAUCUGCCCCUGAUGAUGCUCUCAGGUGAGCUGCACUCGGAUCAUCCUUGUUCUGAACACAAAUGGAAAACUGCAAGUGAGACUCUUUGGAGAGAAGUUUCCAACGGUCUCACUCCGCCGCAGGACUUUCAAACCGCCUUCGAACAACUCUUCAUUGCUCGCGGCGACGAAUCUUAUUCCAUCUGCUCUGCCGGCUUCUCCUCCCCUGGUGGAUUCAUAUUGAUACACGCUGUGAUUCAGCGCAUCUGGCUUGUACGAAAUGCCACGAUACCUGGUCAGCAGUACCAACAGCUCUCGCUGGAACGAAUGAACUCGUUCGAGAGAGCCCUCAAAGCUUGGUCGAUCUGCUGGGAGAGCAAUGACGAAUCCUCGAUGAAUCCUCUCAGCCCAAACGGACCGUUAUAA
Messenger RNA from Fusarium musae, 1038 nucleotides. RefSeq lists its product as uncharacterized. Gene Ontology annotation, molecular function: DNA-binding transcription factor activity, RNA polymerase II-specific; RNA polymerase II cis-regulatory region sequence-specific DNA binding. The transcript has 2 exons. The record is from RefSeq and is a predicted model, not a curated record. Gene Ontology annotation, cellular component: chromatin. Gene Ontology annotation, biological process: regulation of transcription by RNA polymerase II. NCBI's taxonomy places the organism in Eukaryota, Fungi, Ascomycota, Sordariomycetes, Hypocreales, Nectriaceae. The coding region runs from base 1 to 1038 and encodes 345 amino acids.